Molecule: messenger RNA, 996 nt
Organism: Mesocricetus auratus (golden hamster)
Lineage: Eukaryota; Metazoa; Chordata; Mammalia; Rodentia; Cricetidae
Product: circumsporozoite protein-like
Exons: 3
Coding region: 1-819 (272 amino acids)
Source: RefSeq, a predicted model, not a curated record
AUGAAUGAUGAUGACAGUGCUGGGUAUGAGAUGAUAUUAACCUGGCUACGACGAGUUAAGACGGACAAAAAAGAAGGAAAUGUGGCUGUAGGGGAGGGAGCGGGGCAUCGCGGGGGAGGGCGCGGAGACCGAGGGCAGGGAGCCCAGCCCGCCGCGGCGGGACCUGCUGGCCAGGCCGCCGGGGACCCGGGGCGCGGAGAGCCCGCUCGACCCGGUCUGCCAGGUACCCGGCGCCCGGGGCCGCAGCCCCACCCCCACCCGGCUCCGGAGACCCGGCGGCCUGGCGCGGGUCGGCGGCGCGGGCGCGAGGCUGCGAACCGGGGGCGGAGGCGGGCAGGGCAGGGGCCUCGCCAACUGUCCCGCGGGGCGCCGCAGCGGGCAGGCCAGGAGAACGCCGCGAGGCCGGCGGUGAGGGCGGCAGGCACAAUGGAGGGACGAGGCCCGGCCACCCGGUCCCGCGCCCGCACUCCCAGCAAAGUUUCCGUUCCGCCGAGCCCGCACCCCCACCCCGCCCGGGACCAGGUCCCUGCGCCCUCCGCCCGGGACUCUACUCGGGACCCCAGAGCCACCGCGGCGUCGCUGCCCGCACAACAAAGAGACACACCAGGCGGCGCGGGUAAACAGCGGCGGGCGCCUCGGGAGGGCUCCAGCCCGCAGCCGCCGCUCUCCGCCCGGAUCCCACCUCUCCCGCACCCCCGCACCCUGGCUCUCAAACUCACCUUCACUUUCGAACUGAGUUCCGGUGAAAGGGAUUUUCGCCCUUCCCGGGUGCAGGUUAAGCUUUUCGGAAUCCCCACCGCCUCCUUAUUUCUCUUCUAAUUUCUGCAAGAAAGUCUAGGGAGUUGGAAUGGAGUCAUUGAUCAAACAUUUGAGUGCUUGCUGUAUACUAUGCACUGUACUAGAAGCUGCAGAAAUAUGAAGAACUCACUUUCUAUUGAUGUUGAAAGCAUGGAAUUCCUGAGAGACAAACCAUUUAAUAAAGACACAAAUGACAAA